GCAUGCGAGCAAUACCGACUAAACAGUGUCCAUUCUCCUUUCUGGGCGGACUGGCCACUUGCUGAUCCUUCAGUCUUUUUGACACCCAAACCUUUGCAUCACUGGCACAAGGAGUUUUAUGAUCAUGACCUCCAAUGGUGCCUUACAGUUGUUGGAGCGCAGGAAAUUAGAUUUUCGCAU
This is a messenger RNA of Suillus discolor, 180 nucleotides long. RefSeq lists its product as uncharacterized. The annotation marks the transcript as partial. The record is from RefSeq and is a predicted model, not a curated record. Lineage: Eukaryota; Fungi; Basidiomycota; Agaricomycetes; Boletales; Suillaceae. The transcript has a single exon.